AUGCUGGAUUUUGUUCGCUGCGGAAUCCACGGGUUUGACGAGGUGCUCGGAAUUGAUAGCGAUGAAAUACGCUUUUUUUGGACCAUUAAAACAGAUGAGCCAAAUGCCGAACAAACUGCCUAUCGCGUGGUGCUGAGCACCAACCCCACCAUUUUUGAAGAUGACAAUCUGGACGUUUCCAAACUCGAAUGGGACUCAGGGCGCGUGGAAGGAGCGGAUCAGAGGAACAUCAUCUGCAAGCCCGACGAUGGCUUCAAGUCGACUUGCAGCUACUACUGGCGAGUGACUAUGUGGACACAGAGCAAUGAUGCCCACCACAGUCCCGUUCAGAACUUCUUCACUGGUUAUCCACGCUCUCGACUUCUGCCUCCCUAUAGCAUGAACCAGACAUACAUGCCGCAUUCGAGUCUGAUCUUUCGAACAUGGUUCGAGGACGAGGCGAAUCGCUGGAAGGCCGUUUGGAUUGGCGAUGGGGGCGAUAAGCCGAUUUACCUCCGCAAGUCAUUCGAGCUCCAACGAUCUCCCACCCGCGCCAUUCUCUUUGCCUCUGGUUUGGGUCAUUUCAAUAUGACUAUGAACGGCCAACCGACCUCGAACCACCGAUUGGACCCUGGCUGGACCAACUACCAUCGCCGUAUCCAAUUUACCUCUUACGAUGUCACGGACCGCAUUAAGGCCGGAGAAAAUAUCCUCGGUGCCCAUGUGGGUAACGGAUUCUAUGCUGGUGACAAGGGAGGAGAUGAUAGAUUCUUCUGGCCCAUGUAUGAAGAUAAUACGUAUGUCCGGUACGGCAAUGAGCUCUGCUUCUUCUGUGAACUGCAUCUUUUCUAUGAGGAUGGUAAUCAUGAUACUCUCAUCUCGGAUCCGACGUGGUCUGUCCGGAAAAGUGCUACGACCCUUGCCAACAUCUACGCUUCGGAGAAUCAUGAUCGACGACUUUAUCCGAAUGGCUGGGACUCUGCUGGAUUUGAUGCUAGUGCGUGGAGCCCGGCUAAGCCACUGACUGGACCGCGAGGUCAGAUCUUCUACCAAUCACAGCCACCUGUGAUCUUACACGAAACGUUCGAGCCUGUCAAAACAUAUAGCCCUCGUCCGGGAACUGUCUGCUAUGAUUUGGGACAAAAUGCUUCAACGAUGGUCCAAGUUGUGGUCGAGGGUUCCGCUGGAUCUGAGGUCAUUGUUCGAUACUCAGAAACUGUGGAUGAAGAGGGGAUGGUCUUGAUGCCAGAUCCUCUGUUCAAAGAAUUUGAAACAGGAGUUUUCUCCAGAAUAUAUCUGGCGGGCACUGGCGAGCCAGAGAUAUGGGAGCCUGACUUCAGCUUCACAAGUGCACGUUAUAUUCAAGUGGAAGGUGUAUCAUUGAACCAAGGUGACGAUCUUCCGCUCGUUCAUUCUGUUGUUGGUCGUCAUAUCUCCUCCGCUGCAAGGAAGCUCGGUACUAUGAAAACAGAUAAAGAGGACGUCAACUCUCUCCUUAACGCUCUCCACUGGACAUUCAGCAGCAAUCUGUUCAGCUACCACACCGACUGCCCGCAGAUUGAGAAAUUCGGCUGGCUCGAGGUGACACAUCUGCUUGCUCCCGCAACACAAUACACCCGUGAUAUGGAAUCACUAUACACCAAGAUCCUCGACGACAUUCUUGACGCACAAGAGCCUAGUGGCCUUGUCCCGACCAUGGCCCCAGAGAUCCGGUACAUGUGUGGCCCCCUCCACGACACCAUCACCUGGGGCUGUGCUCUGUGUCUUCUCCCCGACAUCCUCCUCCGCUUUUACGGCUCCACACAUGUCAUCGCAAAGGUCUACCCAGCCGCCGUACGCUACAUGGAGUACAUGCGCACGAAAGAGCGCAAGGGCGGACUGAUCGAGCACGGCCUGGGAGACUGGGGCCGCGACAUCGCCUUCGGCAACCACCAAGCCAACAUCGAGACCGCCAUCUACUUCCAGUGUCUCAAAUGCGUCGAAAUGAUGGCUCGCGAGCUCGGAAAAUCCGACGAGGCAGACAAAUUCAACAAAUGGGCCCAGCGCAUCUACGACGUCUACAACCAGCAUCUCCUCGUCACGGACGAUCCCUCGCGCCCUUACGCAUACUAUACCUCCCUUGACAACUUCCCCCAGCGUGACCGCACAGCCAUCGCCCAGGCAAUGGCUCUCCAAAUCGGACUGGUCCCGGAAGAGCACAAGAAGGACGUCAUGGCCGCGUUCCUGGAUGAUGUCGCCGACGGGAAAAUCCGCGCCGGUGAGAUCGGACUCCGUUACCUGUUUAAUACCCUCGCGGACGCGAAGCGCCCUGAUCUGGUGCUCCAGAUGGCUCGCCAAGAGGAACAUCCCUCAUACAUGCGCUUCCUGCGCCGCGGCGAGACGACCCUCUUGGAGUUCUGGCAGGAUGCGUGCCGGAGCAAGUGCCAUGAUAUGCUUGGUACGAUCUAUGAGUGGUUUUAUAAUUCUGUGCUUGGCUUGAAGCCGAUCGAUAAUGCUUAUCGCUUGUUUGAGAUUGAUCCGCCUUAUGAGGCGGAGUUUGACCAUGUGAGCGGAACUGUUGAUUGUCCAUAUGGGUUGAUCGAGAUUGAUUUCCGGAGGAGUGGGGAUAGCGUGGCUCUGAGUUUUGAUGUUCCUUUUGGAACAGAGGCUCUAGUAAGGAUCCCUCCUGCGAAGUCCUAUGAGGUGAAACGCGAGGGAUCGGCUCAUCGGGUUGAGGGGGGGACUCAUUUCCUUGUUGGCCAUGGUUCGUACACUGUUGAUAUUAAGCUAUGA
Penicillium verhagenii is the source of this 2751-nucleotide messenger RNA. Its product is annotated as alpha-L-rhamnosidase. NCBI's taxonomy places the organism in Eukaryota, Fungi, Ascomycota, Eurotiomycetes, Eurotiales, Aspergillaceae. Gene Ontology annotation, biological process: carbohydrate metabolic process. The transcript has a single exon. The record is from RefSeq and is a predicted model, not a curated record. Bases 1 to 2751 code for a protein of 916 amino acids.